AUGCCUUUACUCGGGCGCGCAUCUUCCAACCCUCCAGUCCGCCAGCCCGCACCGCCCGCCGCCAGGGGGCAGCAGAGCCCGCUCCAGACGCCGCCACGGAGGCCGAGUAGGGUCGCUUCCGCCGAUGCCCUCUUCCAAGAUGGCUCUGGUGCGGCUUCAGCUCUGCCGGGCGACAGCGAGGCGGAGCGGUUAAAGUCGGUGGGAGGGAUGUUGCGAGCGACGUUGUGCCUCGUGUCGUCGCUGGUCUGUGGGACCCGGUCCUCCAAGCACAUCUCCAAGCUGGCUUAUCACCAGGGUGUGGUCAUCGUGACUUGCCCUGGCUGCCAGAACCACCACAUCAUCGCGGACAACCUGGGCUGGUUCUCCGACUUGGAUGGGAAGAGGAAUGUUGAAGAAAUCCUGGCUGCCAGAGGGGAGAAGGUGUGCCGAGUGGCCGGUGAUGGGGCCCUGGAGCUGGUUUUAGAGGCAGUGGGAGCCCCUAAAUCUGCUGCAACAGAAGAGGUUGAGGACCAAGAUCCUACCCACCCUGGCAAGACAGAGCCCAGGUGACCCUACCUUAUGCCCUUAAGAACGAUGCUUUGACCCUGGGCCGCUCUGCACUUACCUGUUUCUGUCAAUAAACAGAUAUCACUUGCAGGUGACAGGCCUUGGGCUCUCCUGUUGUCCCUAGUUCUGGAGUUAGAAUGACUUACAGGAACUCCUCCAGGUGCAGCUGUAGAACUCCUGGCCCACCACUGUCACCCUGCUCAGAUGAACCGCCCUUGUACUUGCCUCAUGCAGGUCAUGUCCGUGUGGGAAGGGGCUGGACAUGGGGCCUGAGACCCUCCUGACUGGCUGUGUGGACUUGGGGAGGUCACUUUGCCCCUCUGAGCCUCUGUCUUCCUGUGUGCAGAUGAAGAUGCUCAUAGUGUCACCCUGUCAGGUGCACAGAUGGGAAGAGCAGACUUGGGACGGGCACAGGGUGACUCAGUUGGCUCAUUUGUGCCCAAAAUGUCUGAGGAGAGGCCUGGAAGGGAUGGCCAGCUAGCCACUGUUCCUCCUGGGGGCAGGAUCAGCGCACCUUGUGGGUCCCAUUUCUCUGGCCAGACACAGGGAGGCCCCACAGAUCCUUCCCAUGCCACCUGCUAUCCCCUGGAUACAAACCAGGCUGCUCACUGCAGCUGCAGAUGGGCUGGUUGGCCUUGGUGACAAGACCAGUGGGAGCUGGGCUGCCAUCUGAUGGGUGGGGGGCCGUGAGUGCCCCACGUGGUUCCCCCACCUCUGGGGUAUGCAAUUUGUCUUGCAACCUUGUUUGACUGCCUUCUCAGGAUGUUCCUGUGUUUAUAAAAGUGUGUUUAUUUCCA
Miniopterus natalensis is the source of this 1343-nucleotide messenger RNA. It is a transcript of the gene DNLZ, whose product is annotated as DNL-type zinc finger. Gene Ontology annotation, molecular function: protein-folding chaperone binding; zinc ion binding. The record is from RefSeq and is a predicted model, not a curated record. Gene Ontology annotation, cellular component: mitochondrion. NCBI's taxonomy places the organism in Eukaryota, Metazoa, Chordata, Mammalia, Chiroptera, Miniopteridae. Gene Ontology annotation, biological process: protein import into mitochondrial matrix; protein folding; protein stabilization.